Molecule: messenger RNA, 464 nt
Organism: Colletotrichum godetiae
Lineage: Eukaryota; Fungi; Ascomycota; Sordariomycetes; Glomerellales; Glomerellaceae
Exons: 2
Coding region: 1-417 (138 amino acids)
Source: RefSeq, a predicted model, not a curated record
AUGCGAUUGACUUCUAUCCUUCAACUUUUUGCUACUUCAGCAUACGUUGCCGUCGCAGCAGCUGACAGUUGCUGCUGGGGCGACAACUGGGCUGAUACCAACUGGUUGUGGCUCAAAUGGGACGAACCUGCGGGAGUCGUUAGAUGCGGCUUGAGCGGAACAUUCCCUGCUGGCACGAAAUGCACCAUCGAAAACUCCAAAGACUCAAAAGGCAACCUUCAAGCGUUGACAAACGUCACAUUUGGUGGCAACUCCGCACCAUUCAAGUUCCGUAUCGGCAUCAACCCAAACAGCUGCGACCCCUUGCCUAGCGAUCAGGUCCUUACCGGUUGGGAGGGCUGGGGAGCAAAUCUUUUUGAAGGCCACGACUUCACGACGCAAAGACUCGACGCAUGCACCCAAGAUAAUUCGGCAUAGAGUAAUAUAGAUUUCCCAGGAGUGCGGACAUUGUUGGAAAGCCAGCC